GUCCCCCCUGUUGUGUCCCCAAGCAGGAGAGCAGCCAUGGCCAUCCUGUUUGCCGUGGUGGCGAGGGGCACCACCAUCCUGGCCAAGCACGCCUGGUGUGGGGGCAACUUCCUGGAGGUGACCGAGCAGAUCCUGGCCAAAAUCCCAUCUGAGAACAACAAACUGACCUACUCCCAUGGCAAUUACCUGUUCCAUUACAUCUGCCAGGACAGGAUCAUCUACCUGUGCAUCACAGAUGAUGACUUUGAGCGCUCCAGAGCCUUCACGUUCCUGAACGAGAUCAAGAAGCGCUUCCAGACCACGUACGGCUCCCGAGCGCAGACUGCCCUGCCCUACGCCAUGAACAGCGAGUUCUCCUCUGUGCUGGCUGCUCAGCUGAAAUACCACUCAGAGAGCAAGGGCCCAGACCAGGUGGCAGAGACACAAGCGCAGAUCGAUGAGCUCAAAGGGAUCAUGGUCCGGAACAUAGACCUUGUGGCACAAAGAGGAGAGAAGCUGGAGCUGCUGAUUGAUAAAACAGAGAAUCUCGUGGAUUCGUCAGUCACUUUCAAAACCACCAGCAGGAACCUUGCCCGAGCCAUGUGUAUGAAGAACCUCAAGCUCACCAUUGUCAUCAUCAUCGUGUCCAUUGUGAUCCUGUACAUCAUCCUGUCAGCUGUGUGCGGAGGGCUGGCCUGGCCCAGCUGUGUGCAGAAGUAGCUGCAGCUGGAGCUGCUCCCCAGGAGAUGAAGAAGUGAAGAAGGAACCUCCAGAGUGACUCCUGCCUGUCACCACUGCCACCUUCACCCUCCCAUCCAUCCAGGACUUCAGACUUUUUGCCUUAUCACCCAGACAGACCCAGCUGGUUGCUGCUCCCUUGACCUCAAGAGUGGGCUGGGUUAAUUACUUGAAAGGGUUUUUGUGUUCCUUUUGUCCCAAUGCCAGCCCUGCAGAGGGCUCUGUGCAUGCUGGCCCCAUGUGGCUUCCCCUGGCUGGGGACAGGAGUGGCUGCAGCUGUCCCACCUGGGCUGGAGCUGUCCCACAGAGGAGGUUUGGGGUGGGCAGAGCCAAAUUAACGGGGUUUGGGUUCCCAGAGAGCCUCCCCUGCACAUCUGGCCACAUCUGGUGGCUCCCAGUGCUGCAGCAUGGGAGUCACGGUGUCACCCUGGUGACAAACGGGCUGGGUUUGUGCCCUCACAGGUGGAGGUGCUGCUGCUGUCACGUCCCUGUUCCUGCAGUGGUGCUGCAGGCAGGAGGAGGCUGUGGGGUCACCUCAGCUGUGCAGUGGCUGCCUCCUCAUCCUCACUUCUUCCUCACCUCCCCUGGGCUGGUGGCAAAGGGGACACUCACACACGGUUCAGGAUCUGCUUUCUCACAGAUGAUUUCUCCUGCUCUCCUUCAGAGGGUGGACUGCAAUGGAUAUAAUUUAUAAUUCUGGCACUGGCUACAGUGAAUUUGGGGCCAAUGUGGCUUGCUGAGGUGCCAGGGAGCUGCUGCUUGUGCUUCUCCUGGAAGGUGUGCACUGGAACUGGAGGGCAGAGAAGGGCUGGAGUUGGUGCCUGGUGACUUCUUCAAGGUCUGAGGAUGAACCUUCUCCUCUGGGAGGAUUUCAAACCAAACCCAAGGCUGGUAACCAAAUGCAGGCUCAGGGGUGCUGUUUCUGUGCCAGCUGCACAUCUCCAUCCCAAGGCAGGCCUGGCUGAGGAGCUGCUGGGGGCUGGGCAGGGGCUGGGGGCACUUCUGGGGCUGCUGGGCUCCUUUCCUAGGGAAAAAUGGAAACACCCUUCAGGGGGGGAAGGAAUCUGCUUUUGGCCCAGGGAAGUCGAGGGGUGGAAGGGGAGGCUGCUUUUGGUGCCUGAGCUGGAAAAAAAGUUGGUGCCACAAGGUGCUGGUGGCACUGGGGGGGUGGGGAUGUGGCUCUGCUGCUCCUGCAGUGUGGCACCAACCACAGAGCUCCUUCCAGGUCAAGACUGGAGUCUCCAAGAACCAGUAGCUCCUUUGGAUUUUCUGCUGGGCUGAAGUUUCACCGAGGGUGGUUGAUAGCCACAAAGUGCCAGUGGCCACUGGCACCUGCUUCUCUUUCUGUUGUGAAUGUAAAGCUUGGAGCCCCCUCCCUGCAGCUCCUGCAGCCCCAGGUGCAGCCAUGCAUGUUUUAGUGCUGUUACCAUGUUCAUUUGGAUGAUUUCUUGUCUUAUGUACAAAUAAUUUUUAAAGAAAAUCCUUCCUUUCCUUCUUGAGGAUGCACUGAGGCAUUAGUGUAAAAAACCAUUACCUUGAUUUCAAUAAAAUUCCUG
Ficedula albicollis (Collared flycatcher) is the source of this 2273-nucleotide messenger RNA. RefSeq names its product vesicle associated membrane protein 7 (gene VAMP7). Bases 37 to 699 code for a protein of 220 amino acids. Gene Ontology annotation, cellular component: membrane; SNARE complex. Lineage: Eukaryota; Metazoa; Chordata; Aves; Passeriformes; Muscicapidae. Gene Ontology annotation, biological process: vesicle fusion; exocytosis. The transcript is spliced from 7 exons. The record is from RefSeq and is a predicted model, not a curated record. Gene Ontology annotation, molecular function: SNAP receptor activity; SNARE binding.